Molecule: messenger RNA, 2669 nt
Organism: Seminavis robusta
Lineage: Eukaryota; Bacillariophyta; Bacillariophyceae; Naviculales; Naviculaceae
Source: the annotation of a GenBank genome assembly
ACCUAGUUCUAGCUAGCAUCUCUAGCUAGCUAGUGGCAAGUCUACAUGUAGUUGCUAAACAAUUCUCUAAAUCUUUUGACGGAUUCUUGCAAGUAGUAGUGCUUGCAGUCCACCCGCCCAUUGAAGAGGGAAGGCCCAGGUGUUUCUUUCCAUGUUGUGCAGUCAAGUCUGCUCACCACUGAGAGGGUGUGGCGCUGUGGUCCUAAAUACUGUACCUGGUAGCUAUUAGCUAGCUGGCUAGCUAGCUUUCGAAGAAAGUCGAAAGAGGCAAACUUUUGUACGGUACAGUACAAUGCCUGGAGGAUGGCUGAAAACAUUAUUGUCAGCUUUGUCGUUCGAGCUGCUCAGUCUCUUUUCACUCGUAUUGGCUUCAACAACUCCAAUUCCCUGGCUAGCUAGUAGUAGCUAGCUAGAGUCGAGCGGCGCGAUGAAGAACUUGUUGACCUUUCUUCUAAUGAGGUUCCCGCGAGAUGGCAACUCUUACACGUACAGUAUUACCGUUGGCCCUGUUUUAUUAAAAGCGCCAGCUACCACCAGCAAGCACAGUAGAGGUUCGAAACACUUCUCUGCAUCAGCGUUCCAUCAUUCUCAUGAGCUUGUUUGACGGCGCACCCCUUCAUCCCUUCAUCGCUUGAAACGUUGGUGCUCUUAGCGCAAAAAGACUUGGGUGUCCCACGCGGCAAGCCUGCCAACUGGGACUUCAGACGCCCGGUGCACUGGCCGAAAAAUGAGCACUCGGCAUAGGUCUUCACUCAAAACAACGGUCGUGCAGCUUGGAUCCGCGUGAGUGGCUUCUGCAACUGUUGCCAUCUAUUUUAUAGCAGCAUCUUGUCCUGUCCGCGUAGAACAUACAACAAACCCAAAGUCAUGCACCUGUACAGGAUAGCUCAUCAACACAAAGCGCACAUCCAUUAAUGGGAUUUCAUCAAACCAUUCAGACAGCUUAGCUCCGACCUGGCUGUUCUCAUUAUUCGGGUUGUCAAGUCAAGCAAACAAAAAAGCAAUGGUCGUGAUCCACUAUGAUGAAGACCUCGAUGAGUGCGAGCUCAAGCUCCGAUCCAGUGGUAGCUUGGACGAUGUUGGAGGCGUUCGUGCUCGACAGCUUAUUAUUAAGCAGCAGCAACGACAUGAUUUCGCAUCAUCCGAGUCAAAGCCAAGCUUUCAGGACAUUUCGUUUCGAAGUAUGACGUCAUUCAACUUGGAUCCUUUCCUGGAGCCUUCCCUUGACUUGUCGACAGCUUCCAACACCAAUGCUGCGCUAUUGCUUCAUCAAAUCGAGAACCUGGAAGACUGUCGAAAAUUGACGUUGGUGCGUGCUGGCACUAGAUUUCAUCACGACUCAUCGACGUCGACAUCCACAACACAGUGUUACUAUGUGAACUACUCAUUUCCAGUUGCGACCUUGAUUACCAUUCUACGAAAAGCCAAGCGCAUGGUCUGUGUAGAACUAUGUCGCCUCCGAUUGGUGGGAAAUCUAGAAGAUUUCCGUCAAUUGGCCCUGGCCCUGGAAGGUCAGGCGUAUUUGCAGGCAUUCUCACUGGAAGGAUGCCGACUCCCCAGCAGAUUGGUGGCCAGUACUCGACAAAAAGCAUUGGAACCCGUUGUCAAGGCAUUGGCAACCUGUCCUUGUAUUGUCGAUGUUACGCUGAUUGCCGACAAACCAAGGGGCCUAGGUUCCCUGUCGGCAGAGACAGUGGGAUUUCUGGGACGGUCGCCCAGUCUUCAGGUACUGCGGCUAGACAAGGUGGGGCUAGAAGAUCGACACAUUGUGGCAUUGUCAGAGGCAGUUAUGGACAACAAAAUCUUGCACACUCUACGGCUCUCUUGUAACCUAUCCUCAGAUGCGGGCUCUUUCGCCAUGGUUCAUCUAUUGCAACACAACACUACGCUGCAAAAGUUGGAUCUAUUGUUGGAAACCGUCCCACAACACGAAGCAUGGACGCUCCGGAUUGCUCGGGCGUUGCAGUCAUCUUCAUCCUUAAGACACUACAAUUUGGACUUUGACAAUACCGCUGCCAACAACAGCGGCCACCAUGACGAAUUUGUCAAGGGGGUACAAGAAGAAGUCAAAGAGUCCAAAGCGUUGGCUCGGGAGCUCGAGUUUUCAUCUGCCAGCCUAUCCAAUUGCCCUUUCAUCAGGCUGAUCAAUCGAGCCAUUGAUGCUGGGCUUUAUGUUGGAAACUUGGCCUGCCACAGUCACAUCCACCACCAGCAUCUUCGUCACCACAAGCGUUCAGAGGCUUCAGGGAGAUGACGACAACGCACCACGAAAGUAUUAUUUGUCUUGUUUACGCUUCUAUUUGAAAGAGGCAAACGUAUCACCGUACUACGAUAGUAUCGGUACUUGAGUUUGAUGGCCUUCAAGCGACAAGGCACACUGCCGCAGUCCUAACAACAGAGUGGUUGCUAGAUCGGGGAGGAAGUGUUCGUUGCGGGCUAGGCAGCAAUUGAACAUUCCUCAGACAUCUUUUGGGAGCGUGCAUCGGUAGCAUGCUAGCUACAGGGCCCCACAAUGCAGCAACUCACAGACGUUCCUACCGGUACCUGACAACGUCACACUCACACUCAUUUUCUUCAUAAGCCAUUUUCUUCAUAAACAAUUACGCUACAAGCUACAUGCAUUAGUCUCGAUUGCCUUCGUAAACUCUAUUAUACUCGCGUGUUUCGCC